CGCGCCUCGCCAUCCUGUCCCCAGGUCCCUGGCUCGGUCCCGACCGCGGCAAGGGCCAGAACCAGACCUCACCGUCCGGGAUCGCGGACGCCGUCCGGGCUCAGCCCUCUCCCCACCGCCCCCGGAGCUGCAUUGCUUUGUUUAACCUCUGCCAGACCGUUUCGCACAAACUCUUGUUGCCCCAAUUCUGAUGAGCCACCAGUUUGAUAGCUGAGGCAAGACAAAGGUUUCCCCUGUUUACCAAGGGCCGGGGCCAGGAGACUGCGCGCUGCCCGUGGUGUAAAAUCUGUUUUCUUUAUCUUCGCCCGGGGCUUGUUGCGAUGGUUUUCCUGGCACUAUAACCGUCCUUUCUUGCAGAGCUCUGUAGUGGCGAGAUUGGACCUCCUAACCCUACGGAUACGCUUACAAGAGCAGUGAUUCCCAGGCUUUCUCAGCAAUGUACCCCAUUUCCUGACAUUUACAGCUGAAGGUGAAGUUUCCCUUUUGCAAGGAGAAAAUUUUGGUGGAGAAUUAUCCAACAAGAAAAAGACCUGUGGCUAUUAAGAUAGUGACGUUUAACAAAGUCAUGGCCAUGGAGGAAAGUAAACUUACAAAGAAUGUCCAUAAUGAGGCUGUGAGUGCUGAUGUUUCAGACAAGAAGAAGGGAGGCAAAUUCCAGCCUUUUAAAAAGUUGUUUGGCAAAAGGAAAAAGAAAGACCCUUCGUUGUUCCGGGUGCCGUCGUUGGGGAAGAAGAGUUACUCUCACCAGAGUGUCAGCAAUGGGACCUUCUCUUCGGAUGAGGAGACCCUGGAAGACAAUCUAAGGUCCUUCAACUAUUCUAUGGGAACCCGGGCAUUUUCCCAUGACAGUAUUUUUAUCCCUGAUGGGGGAGCAGAAAGUGAGCAGACAGUUCAAGCAAUGUCACAGGACAACAUCCUGGGCAAAGUCAAAACUCUUCAGCAACAGUUGGGCAAGAAUAUCAAGUUUGGGCAGCGGUCACCCAAUGCCAUUCCCAUGAAUAAGGCAAACAGUGGAGAGGCUAGCUUAGAAGAGGAUCUGUUCCUGACCAGUCCCAUGGAAAUUGUGACUCAGCAGGACAUCGUCCUCUCAGACGCAGAGAACAAGUCCAGUGAUACGCCAAGUUCUCUAAGUCCUCUGAAUCUCCCUGGAGCUGGAAGUGAGAUGGAAGAGAAGGUUGCUCCCGUUAAACCGUCUCGGCCAAAAAGGCACUUCUCUUCUGCUGGCACCAUCGAAAGUGUCAACUUAGAUGCCAUCCCCCUGGCCAUCGCUCGCCUGGACAACAGUGCCGCCAAGCACAAGCUGGCUGUUAAGCCAAAAAAACAGAGGGUGUCAAAGAAGCACAGGCGCCUUGCCCAGGAUCCACAACAUGAGCAAGGCGGCCUUGAGAGUCGGCCCUGCCUGGACCAGAACGGACACCCAGGCGAGGACAAGCCAACGUGGCACGAAGAGGAACCCAAUCCGCUGGAUUCCGAGGAAGAGAGAAGACGCCAAGAAGACUACUGGCGAGAACUGGAGGCCAAGUGCAAGCGGCAAAAGGCGGAAGCAGCCGAGAAGAGACGCCUAGAGGAGCAGAGGCUGCAGGCGCUGGAGAGGAGGCUUUGGGAAGAGAACAGAAGGCAGGAGCUCUUGGAGGAGGAGGGCGAGGGGCAGGAGCCGCCUCUAGAGGCGGAAAGGGCGCCGCGGGAAGAGCAGCAGCGGAGCCUGGAAGCGCCAGGUUGGGAGGACGCGGAGCGGAGGGAGCGUGAGGAGCGCGAGCGCCUGGAGGCGGAGGAGGAGCGAAGGCGUCUGCAGGCCCAGGCCCAAGCGGAGGAGAGGCGGCGGCUGGAGGAGGACGCCAGGCUGGAGGAGCGGAGGCGGCAGGAGGAGGAGGAAGGAAGAUGCGCGGAGGAGCUCAAAAGGCAGGAGGAGGAGGAGGCUGAGGGAUGGGAAGAGCUGGAACAGCAGGAGGCGGAGGUGCAGGGGCCGCCCGAGGCGUUGGAGGAGACUGGGGAGGGCCGGCGGGGCGCGGAGGAGGAGGAUCUGGGGGAAGAGGAGGAGGAGGGCCAGGCGCACCUGGAGGACUGGAGGGGGCAGCUCAGUGAGCUUCUGAACGACUUUGAGGAGAGGCUCGAAGACCAGGAACGCCUGAAACCCGAAGGACAAAGAGAACACUCCGAGGAGCCAGGUAUUUGCGAGGAGCAGAACCCAGAGGCCGAGCGGCGAAGAGAGCAGCAGGGAAGGAGCGGGGAUUUCCAGGGGGCCGAUCGUCCUGGGCCCGAGGAAAAGAGAGAAGAAGGGGACACGGAGCCUCUCCUGAAACAAGAGGGGCCGGUGGAAGCCGCGCAGCCUCCGGUGGAGAGGAAAGAAGCCGCCGCCCUUGAACAAGGCCGCAAGGUGGAGGAGCUGCGGUGGCAGGAGGUGGACGAGAGACAGACCAUGCCCCGGCCCUACACGUUCCAGGUGUCCUCCGGAGGGAAGCAGAUUCUCUUUCCCAAAGUCAACCUGAGCCCCGUGACGCCCGCAAAGGACACGGGGCUCACCGCUGCUCCCCAGGAACCAAAGGCCCCCAAAGCCAGCCCAGUCCAGCACGCCCUACCGUCGUCCCUGAGCGUUCCCCACACCGCCAUUCUGGUCACGGGCGCGCAGCUCUGUGGCCCGGCAGUCAACCUGAGCCAGAUCAAGGACACCGCGUGCAAGUCCCUCCUGGGCUUGGAGGAGAAGAAGCACGCGGAAGCCCCAGCUGGGGAGAACCCUCCCCGAGGCCCCGGCGACGCGAGGGCGGGCAGCGGGAAGGCUAAGCCCCGCCAGGAGUCUCCCAGCAGCGCGUCCGCACUCGCAGAAUGGGCUUCCAUUCGGUCCAGAAUCCUGAAGAACGCAGAGAGUGACCCGCGCAGCAGCGAGAGGGACCAGUUGAGGCCCGGUGAUGAGUCCACUCCCAGGGGCCGGUGUGAUUCCCGCGGGAACCAACGGAAGACUCCGCCAGUCAAUGCAAAGUUCUCUAUUAUGCCUGCCUGGCAGAAAUUUUCCGAUGGUGGCACGGAGACCUCCAAACAGAGCACGGAAGCUGAAAGCAUACGAAAAAGACCCAUGCUGGGACCCAGCGAAGAGACAGCCCCCCAGCCUCCUCCUGCUGGUGUUCGCGAGCUCGGGAAGGGUCCGGAGAAGUCGGAGAUGCACCGGGAGCCCGCAGACACCACCGAGGGAUGCAAAUUUGCCAAAGACCUCCCGUCUUUCCUUGUCCCAAGCCUUCCUUACCCUCCGCAGAAAGUGGUGGCCCACACAGAGUUCACGACCUCGUCGGACAGCGAGACUGCAAACGGGAUAGCAAAGCCAGACCCUGUGAUGCCAGGUGGAGAGGAAAAAGCCUCACCGUUUGGAAUAAAAUUGAGAAGGACCAACUAUUCCUUGCGCUUCAACUGCGACCAACAGGCAGAACAGAAGAAGAAGAAGAGGCACAGCAGCACCGGAGACAGCGCGGAUGCAGGGCCGCCUGCAGCGGGGAGCGCUCGUGGAGAGAAAGAGAUGGAGGGUGUGGCCCUCAAGCAUGGUCCAUCCCUCCCCCAAGAGCGGAAGCAAGCCCCUUCCACCCGGAGGGACUCCGCUGAACCUUCCAGCAGCCGCUCUGUUCCUGUGGCCCACCCUGGGCCUCCACCGGCCAGCAGCCAGACCCCGGCUCCGGAGCACGACAAGGCAGCAAACAAAAUGCCACUGGCACAAAAGCCAGCACUGGCUCCCAAGCCCACCAGUCAGACCCCACCAGCAUCCCCACUUUCCAAACUGAGCAGGCCCUACUUGGUAGAGCUGCUGUCUCGCCGAGCGGGGAGGCCGGACCCAGAGCCAAGUGAGCCGUCCAAGGAGGACCAGGAGAGCAGUGACCGCCGGCCACCCUCGCCCCCAGGCCCCGAGGAAAGGAAGGGACAGAAGAGGGACGAGGAGGAAGAGGCGACAGAGAGGAAACCUGCUUCCCCACCUCUGCCUGCCACUCAGCAAGAGAAACCUUCUCAAACACCCGAGGCCGGGAGGAAAGAGAAGCCGAUGCUUCAGAGCAGACACUCCUUAGAUGGCUCCAAACUUACAGAGAAAGUGGAAACUGCUCAGCCGCUGUGGAUAACGUUAGCACUGCAAAAGCAAAAGGGGUUUCGGGAGCAGCAGGCGACGCGGGAGGAGAGAAAGCAAGCCAGAGAGGCCAAACAGGCAGAAAAGCUCUCCAAAGAAAAUGUCAGUGUCAGCGUGCAGCCUGGAAGCAGCAGUGUCAGCAGAGCAGGUUCCCUGCACAAGUCCACUGCUCUGCCAGAAGAGAAGAGGCCCGAGACUGCAGUGUCCAGGCUUGAGCGCAGAGAACAGCUGAAAAAGGCCAAUACUCUUCCUACGUCUGUGACAGUGGAGAUCUCCGACUCGGCUCCCCCAGCGCCGCUGGUAAAAGAAGUCACCAAGAGGUUUUCCACCCCGGAUGCUGCCCCCGUGUCAACAGAACCAGCCUGGCUGGCUUUGGCCAAAAGGAAAGCAAAGGCUUGGAGCGACUGUCCACAGAUUAUUAAGUAAAGAGUGACUCUCACCCAUCCCUACUGCCAGUUAUUGGCUCCUCUCUUGCCCUUUUUAUUUAUUUAUUUUUUAUAUGGGGUAAAGAAAUCAAGCUAGGGAAAAGAAGCAUGUUUUAUAGGCUCCAAAAUAAUGUUUAGAAACUGAACUGGUGGUGUUCAUUGUAAAGAGUGGAUUUGCACAACCCUAGGUCCUGGUGCCUCGAGCUCCUCCUAGUUCUCAAGAGAAAAUUCCGUCCACAGGACCACAUGAAGCAAAAUCUCUAAGCUAAGAACUCGUGAGAGCCUGCCAUGCCCAUUUCAUGGCCUUGCACACACACCCACCCACACACCAUUCAGAACAUGUACUUUUGCCAACCUUUGGUAAUGGUUUUUUGAUUCUAUGCACUAAUUUUCUUUGUCCAAAACAUUUACUCUACCAUAUGUCUGGGAAUGUUUAUCCUUUCUACAGUAAUGGUGAAAGGAUCAUAUCUAGCUAAAAGCAAGAACACCCAUUCUCCUGAAUGCAGUGAGUAAUUGGGAAUCACAAGGAACAUUCUGGCACCCAACUGUGCCCAUCUUAGUUUUCAUGAGUUUUCCCCACUCUGAAGCUGUAACCCAGAAGGCACAUCCAUUCACAUUUUUACCGCACUGUGGAUUCAUAGUGUGGGGCCCUGUUAUUCCAAUACCCUCCUUAAGGACAUGUGAAGCAUUUGGCCCAGUUGGCUCCCAGGGAACAUUUUAAUUUAAUGUAGUGAAGAAAGACAAUUCUAGAUCAGAGCUACAAGUUCACUUUCUGUCUCUGAGAAUCUCCAUCUAGGGCAGUAGUUCUUAUGAUGUGUAGGCUCCCUCCUAGGGCCUACUCAAUCAGAGCCUGUGGGGACUGGGCCAGGAAUAUGUAUUCUGGCAAAAACUCUUCAGGUCAGUUCUGAUAGAUCCCAAAGGUUAAGAACUGUGAGAAACACUGAUCCUAAUGCAAUCUAAUUUUUCAGACUUCGAAGGGGAGGCUCAUUCACUCAAAAAGCAACAGUGAGACAGGAAAAAUAAUAAAACAACCCCCCAAGCCAGCCAUUUAUUACAAGAAGCAACAGGUUAUUGACAUUACAUGUUUGAAAAUUCCCUUUGGUCUUUAGGGAAAAUAAACAGGAAGCCAAGAUUUGGAGCCUUUGUAAUAAGGACUUCCUGCAGAAAGUCUUUUCUUUACUAUAAUUGAGUAAUUCAUAUUUAGAGUCACAUGUCCAGUAGCAUUUCUAAUUUUGAGCAUUCACCUUGCUACCUUUAAAAAACAUCUGAGUUUUAAGUGGCCUUUUUAUCAUCAUACACAUGUGCAUACAAAGAAGGGACUUGGCAGUUUAAAAGCCACAUAUAUUCACUUUUAUUGCCCUAAAUUUACAUGAAACAGACAUACUGGCAAACUCACAUAUUGCUGGUGCUAACCUUAUAUUUCAUAGUGUUGGCAUAUUCCCCUUUUCUUAGAUUCUUACUCCGAAAUAUAGGUACACAUCCUUUGCUCUGUGCAGAGGGAAUUACAUCCUUUUUCCUCUCCUACAAAAACAUGCUUUAUUAAGUAUCCAUCAUUACUUUCCUUUAUGCUCGCUCAAUAUGCAAUGUGCUGUUAUUCUACCAUGUACCUUAAAUAAAGGAUGAUGGCAAAGUUAUUUACCAUGUAGAAACCAUUUUCUUUCUAGAAACAAUAGCUCAGCCUCACUGUAGCAGCUGGCAUGUGUGGUCAAGUGGAUAGUUGUACUCUUGCAAGUUGGAUUUAAUAUCAUAUAUACUGGACCUUCAGACUGUUAAAAAUCAAUGUAACCUUUUUUUAUUGCUAUGGCAAGCAAUUAGUAUUUCACUGCACGUCUUCCAUACUAAUGUUCAUUUCUAAAUCUUAUAUGUAGGCAUUUGUUAGUUCCAAUGAUUUCCUCACUAAUAUAACACUUUUUAAUGGGAAUCUUUCCACCUACAGCCCUGGAAUGAUAAUGCUACAGUAAUUCUUCUGAAUUGACUUUUUCUUUCAUCCUGUCAGCUUUGGACAAUAUCCCAAUUAUGGCAGGGAACAGGUGGGGAACUAAGAUCAGUUACAAAAAGUUGUAGAUGUGUCAACUUUGUAUUGGCUGGGAUAUCACUGUGCCCAAACAAAACAGGCGAAAUACCUCAGUUAAAAUUUUUCCAUCAAAGUCUUUAAAAGAAGAGUAUACUGAAGAAAGGGCAGUCACAAUACUUACUUCUAACAGCUUCUAAAGGGUACAUGUUUAACAUUUCAUUUCAAAAUCACCCCAAAUUUGCACUAAAUACCAAUGAAGUGUUAUUUUGCUUUAGUAGUCUUCUGAGCAACAAACUAUGGGGAAUUCUGUAAAAACAUAUAAAAAGUUCAAGACUUUUUUUUUAAAUGAAUGAUCACUAUGUUAAAUGCAAACUUUUUUUUUUUUUUAUUUAAACAAACAUACACUUCUCCUGGCAAGGUUAUAGAUGAUUAACCUCUGUUCAUAGACUUAUAUAUAAAACUAGAGGGUUUUUUGUUUACUUUUUUAAUUUUUCAAGUGCAAUUGUUUCUUACACAGACAUUAUUACUAUUAAAUUAUCAUUUAGCCAGUUAUCUGCAAAUAUAUAGUAUGUAUUGUCUCUUCUUGUGACGUUUAGUUUAAUUGCUUAUUUUAAAGCAGAAACAUUAGUUACAAGUGUCUUACAAUAUUUUUACCAACAGUAAAGUAGAGACUUAAUGAAAAUACCUUAGUGUGAUUUUAAUAUAAUUUGCAUAUUUUAGUUGUAUAAAGUUUUAAUGUAAAAUGUCCAUUAUUGAAGGGAAAAGAUCUUUCAAUAAAAAAUACCCACGAGA
Messenger RNA from Homo sapiens (human), 7327 nucleotides. RefSeq names its product capping protein inhibiting regulator of actin dynamics (gene CRACD). Bases 566 to 4522 code for a protein of 1318 amino acids. NCBI's taxonomy places the organism in Eukaryota, Metazoa, Chordata, Mammalia, Primates, Hominidae. The transcript is spliced from 12 exons. Gene Ontology annotation, cellular component: cytosol. The record is from RefSeq and is a predicted model, not a curated record.